ACGCAGAUGACAUAGUCCUGUUUUGUGAAAACUUACAAAAUACAGUCUUUCAGUAGCACUGAGCAACAAUGUCAGGAUGUUUGGGAUGUGUUUCUCCCCCUUUAAAUGCAAAUUUUUGCUUCAGGACUGGCCUGCGCCAACACCUGAACUAAGGAUAAGGAGUGAACUAGUCGAACGCGUCAACAACUUCACUUGUGUUGGUAGUGUGAUCAGACCUAAUGGGUUCAGAAAGCUCGUUUGUCUUUUGUCAACUUACGUCACUUAUGACGACUAGAUAUUCGUCUAUCAACCAAGGGACGAGUAUACUGCUCAGCAGUUCGUUCUGUUUUCCUUCGCGGCUGCAAAACGUGGUCUUUAAGGGUAGAGGAUACUUUUUUUCCACAUAAACCACUUCUCUCUCAUUGUAUCAUAUCCUUAUGUUAUUACCAUUUAAGGUAACUACUAUGAAUUUGGUGUUGUGCUAAUGAGGUAUAGGAACUUGGACCAAUGCGUGUAUGUGCCUGAUCCUACGUUGUAGCUGACUGAUUCUAUUUUAAAACAUUUGGAUUAAAUGUUGUUGAAGGUACGGAUCACAUCCUCAGCUGGUCAUUUUAAAUGCAUCUUAGCUACUGUAGUGCUAAAAUUACGUAGGACGUCGAGUGGCUUUCGUCACGGGCCAAACUUACUAUUCAACUAUUGCUAAUGCCAGGAUGCUGACAUUUUUCGAAUUCGGGAUAUUUGUGCCAUGCGCCCUGUCCCUGAAAAUCUACGCCCUGACGUUUGGCGCAUAUGUCUGAGGUUGGACACUCAGUCGCAAGCAAUGGCUACAUUUAACGAUGUUUUCGAAUUAGAAAAUCAGUCACAACUUCAUGAAGAUUGUGAGUUGGCUUCUAAGGAGUUAUUUAAUCGUCUGACCAAACAGUAUAGUCUUCAACAGUCGAAAAAUAUCUCUAAUCUGUCAGUGAACAGUGAUAAUGAUGAUUCAGAUUUAGAAGCGUCAUCCCUCAGUAUGUUCCUCCCACCAGCUGCAAAGAUAUCUAGUGAUUUGGAAUCUGUUUUAACACAUUUCGCUCAGACUUAUCGUUUGAAAUAUAGUUCAAUCAACGGUUGGGUAUCAAUACUUAAAGUACUUUUCAUUGUCCUGAAACCGACCAAUCGGUCGGAACUGUAUGCGAGUUUUGUUUCAUUCUACCAUCGUUUCGUUGCUACGGGAGUAAAUAUUGAUCAAUGUGUAAGCAUAGUUUUCCGUUUGUUGUUGCAAUAUCACGAACCAAAGUUGUGCAGCUUUUUGGAUUCAUUAAAAGUUACUCCUGAAAGUUAUUUCAUACCUUGGAUGUCAAGUCUUUACGCUGAUUUUAUAUCAGAAGAUGUUAUACCAUCCCUAUGGGAUUUAUAUUUCUUGAAGUCUGAUCCUUUGCUUGGCUUCUAUAUUGGAUUACUACUUAUUGUUAAUACCAAACUUCUUUCGUUUUUAUUAUCAACUCAAGAACGGUCACUUGCUGCUGGUUCAUAUGCUGUUGGAAAGCAUAUCACAUUUUUAAGUACUGGGAGAAAAGACGAAGAUCAACUAGCUAAUAUGGUUGUAGCUGAGUUUCUCCGGCAAAACACACCAUAUGUCAGUUUGAUUGAAGGUGGUUAUACAGCUUUACAUGAAGUCUUAGGUACUUAUGAAGUUGGUAGGAGUUUAAUUGGUCAUGAACCUACAAUAUGUUUAGGAUGUAUUGGAGGAAAAAACUUUGUACCUUUAUCAACUUCUGAUAAUAAAAUGGAGUCAUCAUGUUUAAUAAGUGAAAAAGCAAAAGUACAACCAGUUAACUCUUCGAGUGUUGGUUUAUUCUCUAAAUUCUCAAAUGCAAUAUUUAAUACUGGCCGUAGUUUGGAUCAAGUACCAAAACUUCUGAAACUUUCAAGUGUAAGUUCAGUGCCAACAACAACAAUCAAAACUGAUACAACCCCUACAUACCAACCUGUUCAGAAUAAAGAAACAAAAAAACCCGUUGCUUACAGAAAUACAUCAUCUGUAUUCAGUAUUGAUGAUGACUAUGACGAAGAUGAUCUAUGUGAUGAUGAAGCUGAGACUAUUACAAACAGUCCCAAUCAUACAGAGAAAGAAGCAAGAAAUGCGACGUUAUCUGAACAGUCAACUUGGUUAAAACGUUUUGUUAAAGCAUCUACACAUGUCGCACCUGACAUGGAUGGGGAUUUCCCCCCUCGAAUUGAUGGUAUGGACAGCUGUGAAGUUGGCGAUUUAAUUGAUACUACCCGGUGGUCUAGACGGCCAGAAGUAAGAGGUGUAUUUAGUACCCGAUUUAUAAGGCCUAAUGGACAAUUAGGCGAUAGUGGUUUACUUGUUUUAGCAGAACGUCAUUUAAUUUUGUUGCGUCAUCCAACUCCUCGACUUCCUAACCAACUCAUUAACUCUCUUAGUUCUACUUUACAGUCUGUUUUUAACAAAAAGAAUCCAAAAUCAUCUGAAUAUUCGGCUAUUCAAAAACCAACUACAGAUCUCCCGAAAUAUGCUGUUGUUUAUCGAUCAAUUCCCUUAUCUAUGGUAGUGAAAAUCACGUCAAAUCGUCGUUUCCCGGAAUGUAUUACAUUUCACUAUUGUCCACAUGACGAAGGCGAUAUGCUAAAACUAAACGAUCAGUCAUUAUUUAGUAUGAAAGAUCGAUUAUAUAUUAAUAAAGCAGGCGAAGCAGUGAAAAUGGUAAAAACUGCUAUCUUUACUACUGUUGCAUCAUUGGAAACGUAGUAUUACUCAUAUUGCGGUCUUGUUUUAUUAUUUUCUUUGUACACUAUGUGUUUUGCACUGAUGAUUUUAUUUAUAUUUAUUUUUUCUUAUGUCAUCUGUCAAUCAGGAAAGUUGGAUUUUGAAAGUAAAUUAAAGUUUUUGUUUUUCGUACAUUUCUUCUAAUUUGAACAAUAACUUUUUGUUUUGAUUACAUAAAACUGUGAUGUUUAGGUGAAAAAUAGUAUCUAGAUAAAAUUUUUAGCACUAUUCUUUCAAUCACCAAUGCACUUUCUCGUCAUAUCACUGUAAUUAUAGUUAACCUUAUUCACUCUCUUACCUUCAAGGUUAAAGUCUCAUUUUGUUCAUAUUGAAGUGUUUUUAUUUGGGAUUAUCAAAGGAGCUGUGCAUUAAUUUUUUUUCGUUUAAUUUAACUAAUUUUUACAAAACAGAUCGUCAACCAGAUGAAUCUCUCUCUCUCUCUCUCUCUCUC
Messenger RNA from Schistosoma bovis, 3200 nucleotides. NCBI's taxonomy places the organism in Eukaryota, Metazoa, Platyhelminthes, Trematoda, Strigeidida, Schistosomatidae. The record is from the annotation of a GenBank genome assembly.